AAGAGUUCAAAAUGGCGGCAAAUUGCUGACUUUCGAAAUUGUUAGUUAUGACAUCGAAAGAACUUCCUGUGUUCCGAUUUUAUGACAGGAAAUCUAAGCGAAGAAGACAUGAACUGGAACAAAAUGUCGAAAACAGAGUGAAAAGAUUCAAGGAUGAAAAGCUUCCACAUGAAUUCAAGCACAGCAUAACUGGACCAAGCACUGAAUGGAAAACAUUUUAUCGACAACAAGAUGCCUUCGACUUCACUCGGAGUAAAAUUGAUGAUGACCUCCAUGUGUUUGCCUAUGAGAGUGACACCCUGGGGGGAGACUCGGGACAGAGGAUGUACCUCGUGGCCAGCUACCCCACAUUCUGGCACUACUACAGUCAACUGAGGGAAUGUGAGAGACACCACUAUGAGGUGAUACCAGAAGGUGGAGUGUGUAAGCUGUACUUUGAUCUGGAGUUUGCUAAAGAAGUCAAUCCUGACAGCAAUGGAUUACAGAUGGUUGAAAUAUUUAUAAAGUACGUGUGUACCUGGCUGCAGCAUCACUACAGGGUGCAGUGUGAUCGGCAGGAUGUGCUCGACCUUGAUGCCAGCACCGAGAAGAAGUUCAGUCGACAUCUGGUCUUUCAGCUGCAAGAUGUAGUCUUCAAGGACAAUGUCGGUGCAGGUCACUUUGUCCAUCACAUCUUUAACAAACUGCUGGACAGCGUGCAGCCAUGCACACCAGGGGGAGACAACCCUGUUAAAACAGAACCUUCAGAUUCUACAGAGAUCAUCCCACCUUUGUCGAGUGCAGCCUCGGAAACAUCAGAUGUGAGUGAGGAGAAGCAAGAUGCAGCUGUGUCAGCUGAGGUGAAGAGUGAAGACCGAAAUGAUUCAGGUUUUGAGAGCCCCCUGAAGGAGAUGCAAGGUAGUGGCAGCUCCACGGAGAAGUCAGACCGGGACGUCAGCAGUGAGAGCCCCCUGAAGGAGAUGGAAGGUAGUGGCAGCUCCAUGGAGAAGACAGACCGGGACGUCAGCAGUGAGAGCUGUGACAUACUGGGUCAGUUUACUGAUGAGGAGUUGAAGUCUCUGGUGGUGAUGUCCAAGGACCAGAAGCCCAUGCUGUUUUGUGAUAUGGGUGUUUACACAAAGAACAGGAACUUUAGGUUGCUGAAGUCCACAAAGUUGGGAAAGAAAAACCCAUUCCGUGUAUCAGCUGAGAACGUCUACACACCAAGACCAAAACCAGACACUAUGGAAGGAUUCAACCUCUUCUCUGACUCUCUCAUUUCAAAUGUCAAAUACACACCAAGACUGCGUAUCUUGACGUUUGGCUCCAAGAGCCAAGGUAGCAGAUUCCGACAUCAGGCAAUCAAACAACACAGAUCUCAUGAUGAGACAGAAACACUGGCCGGCUACACCACGUCCCCGUAUCCCGAGCUGGAUGACUUCAUCUGCAGGACAGUGGGGGAUAGUGGUAAGAACGGCUGCAUCCGACACUGGACGUACUUCCCCCAGGGGGAGCUGCUCAUCUAUGACAUCGCCCGAUACCGCUGGUGUGCCAACAUACAGAGACAGCACCGCAGCAACAACAUCAUGCUGUGUGUGGAUAUGAAGAAAGGAGUUUAUUACCAAAAGUGCCAUGACCCAGAUUGCAAGGCUGACAACUUCAAAUCAGAGGAUCUGCCCCUCCCAUCAGAAGUCCUCCCUGGCCACUACUUCAACAUCAGCAGUGAUGGUCUCGAGUCCGACUUCGACGAUGAUGACAUUGUGCGGGCAGCGGAGGAGGUGGAGAAGACAUACCAGUCACAGCAGGAGGAGAGUGAUGACGAUCUCCUCAAUGCCACACUGGAGCUGGAGAAGAACCUGUCAGAACACAUGAAGUCCUGAGGUUAUACCAGGGACGUGUGUCUUAUUUUUUUUUACUUAUGUGCCUUUUUUCACAUUUCAAUAACUAUAACAACUAAACUUUUUUAAAUCAAAACUUUUAAAGAAAUCUAUAGCCCUAAUUAUAAUUUGAACUAAUUAUGCGUGUAUAUUUAGUUGUAAGCAUGCAAGUUAUUUUAUUCAUCUACUACAAAUGGUCAUCUUAAAGCAGUACAUCUUGUAUAUUUUAACAUGAUUGUGUAUUUUCAUAAUGAAAUAAUGAAAUUAUUCUGAAAGUUCCCAU
This is a messenger RNA of Haliotis rufescens (red abalone), 2139 nucleotides long. Its product is annotated as DNA-directed primase/polymerase protein-like. Gene Ontology annotation, biological process: error-prone translesion synthesis; response to UV; replication fork processing. The transcript has 14 exons. Gene Ontology annotation, cellular component: mitochondrial matrix; nucleus. Gene Ontology annotation, molecular function: chromatin binding; DNA-directed DNA polymerase activity. The coding region runs from base 48 to 1859 and encodes 603 amino acids. The record is from RefSeq and is a predicted model, not a curated record. Lineage: Eukaryota; Metazoa; Mollusca; Gastropoda; Lepetellida; Haliotidae.